Amblyraja radiata (thorny skate) is the source of this 7641-nucleotide messenger RNA. Its product is annotated as zinc finger protein 292. Gene Ontology annotation, cellular component: nucleus. The transcript has 9 exons. The record is from RefSeq and is a predicted model, not a curated record. Lineage: Eukaryota; Metazoa; Chordata; Chondrichthyes; Rajiformes; Rajidae. Gene Ontology annotation, biological process: regulation of transcription by RNA polymerase II. Gene Ontology annotation, molecular function: DNA-binding transcription factor activity, RNA polymerase II-specific; DNA binding. Bases 29 to 3472 code for a protein of 1147 amino acids.
CGGGUACGCGCAGGUAGGGGGGAGAAGCAUGGCGGAAGACGAGGAGUUGGAGGGAGCGAGUCUGAGGAAGGAACUGGAAUACAUCGAGAGCGAGCUGCGGACGGCCCUGGGUCUCACCUCCGCGUCCAACGAGUACUGCCUGAAGUUCUGUCGAGUAACUGAAUGGCAUGCUGGAAAAUGGCAGGUGCCUUUGCCACUACUUCAAGUGCUUAAAAAUGCUAUUUGCUGUUUUACCAAAGCAAGACCACUUCUCGCUGCAGAAUGUGAACAUGUUCAAUAUGUCUUGAGCCGGCUGGCUUUGAGCUGCUUUGAAGUAUUUCUAUAUUGUAGAGAGGAGGAAUCGUCAAAAGAGUUUUGGAAAGAAUUUUUAAAAACUAUUCAGGAAUGUUAUGUUGUUUUACAUGAGGACUUAAAUACAGAACUUGAUGUACUUAUCAGGAUGAGUAAAAAUGGAGGACCAUGGCAAAAUCCAGUUCUGAUGUCCAUCCUUAACCAAGAGUUAGUUACUCAGGAAUUAGUAGAUGAAUAUUUGAAAUCAGAAUCUCCAGUGUUCUUUGAAUACAGAGUGAAAUACUUGAUGAAGUACAAGCAUAUCAGCGAAGCAAUGACACUGACCAAAUACUGUGUGAAUCACCCGCAAACUGGCAAAAAUAAGUACUUUCUCCACUUAUUCUUAACAUGGUUAUGCCGCACAUCGCCAGAAGAAGUCAUGUUGCAAGAGAUUGCUAGAAUUAACUGCCAAGAAGCCCUGGAUGUUAUUUGCAGAUUCGAUUCAGAAGGGCAGGUGGAAUUGGCUUGGAUUUUGUGUGUGGCAUUCCUUACUCGGCAGCUAAAAAAUGGAGACAUGUAUUGUACUAGGGAGUUGAUAUUAGUGUGGAGUAAGCUGCAGCUGAAACUUGAUGCAUCCAAGCAACACUUUUUAGAGAAGUGUCAUCACCUUUUAUUAACAUCCAGAAAUGUGAACCAUAUCUUCCUCUUUAUCAGGGUUAUUCAGAACGAGGUUGGAACUGAAGGCUUGCAAUUCUGCGUUGAACUCUGUGCGCGUGCUCUAAGGAUGGAUUACAAAGAUGAACCAAAUACAAAAACUUUAGUGUGCAAAACGCUGUCAUACCUGCUGCCAAAUGAUUUGGAUUUCUGUAGAGCAUGCACUAUUACAGUUUUUUUCUCAGAAUGUACCUUAGAAACUUUUCACGCUGUUGAAAAUCUCUACAGUCAGCCAGAUCAGCCAUACACUGAAGACACCAGUGCAGUUCCCAGUUUCCUUCGUUGUGAGCUGCUGCUUGUUUUAAAGAACACCUGGCCUUUUGAUCCAGAAUUUUGGGACUGGCGAAUUUUGAAAAAAAACUGUCUUGCUCUAAUGCGUGGCAAAGUGGCCUUAAUCACAACUCGUGGAAAAGAUGCAUUUGUGAAGUUUGGAGACAACACAUUGGCUAAGAGUAAAACGAAUAUCAAGACCACGAAGAAACCUAACGUGUUGCAACUCCGCACAGGCACAUCCCGGGCAGAUAGCCACAGUGCAGUGAUGCAUCAUUGUGUGUUGUGUAAAAAGGAGUUCCUUGGUGGACAUAUUAUGCGACAUGCACAUGUUCAUCAGCAAAAAGGUGCCUUCUCUUGUCUGAUUUGUGCAAGGAAGUUCAGAUUGAAGGGACAAAUGCUGAAGCAUUUAAAGACUCACCUGAGGAAGAUUCAAAAACAUGAACUUGCUGCACAGAAAAAUACUGAAUCUUCCACUGUAGCCAGGGACGUACAGGAAACCUGUCCCCUCACAAAUGGGAUCCUUGAUGCAAACGUAUCGACUGCUUCAGAAUCUGAAACUGCAGGCGAACAGAGUUACUAUAAAACGUUUACAGAAAAUGAAGAUUUUAAAGUUGAUCUUCCAAAUGAGCCAUGCAGUUCAGCUGGUCUGGAUGGAGCACUGAAUGAACAUUUCAAAACUCAGGAAGAUCCCAAAAAAGAUGUAGUUCCUGCUACAGCCGCUGAUAAUGUUAUAGGCGCUCAGCUGGUAAAAGAAGAAUUUGGGGCUGUUGUUCCAACCAAAAAGAAAAGAAAGAGCUGUUUUCUUGAUAAACAAAAUUCAAUAGGUCACAGAAAUAAUGGAGCUCUAUGCAAACAAGAACAGACAGGCGAUGACGCUGCGUCAAAAGAACAAGCAGAAAAUGACACAAGAAGUGAUGGUUUAUUUAAUUGUCCAGCGGAUGGCUGUUCAAAGGUAUUUACUAAGAUCCAUUUUCUGAUUAAGCAUGCACGGAAAUUUCAUUCCUCUGAGGAAAAUGUACAAGAUUACCUGAUGGAGUGGUAUAAAGGGAAGUGCCGUUAUUGCCAAAGAAAAUUUAUUCACUCACAGCAUUUAAUUGACCACCUAAAAAGGCAUGUCUACCCUAAAUUAUUCUUCUGUUUACAUUGUGGCUGUAGUCAGAGGUUUAAGCGUGCUUCGGAACUUCUAAGCCACACUGAGAGUCAUGAAGCUUUUCAAGCACAGUGCAGCUUUGAUGACUGUGACCAGUUGUUUGACAGAGUUGAGAUGCUUUAUGAACAUGAGGCACAACAUUACUCAAGUACAAACCCUAUCCACUCCAGAGAUUGUAACAAAGGAAAAAGUCAAACAAGCAAAAUGCUAAACCAUCAAGCAAGGACGAAUGAAGAGAAAAGACUAGAAAAUGUACAGAAUGCUGUGGAAUUUCCAGUCCCAUCGUGGAAAUCACGAAAAGAGUUAUCAGAACCAAAGACCUACCUUCACAGUAUGGUUGGCAAGCAAAGUGGAAAUCAAAAUGGAUUGGGCACUCUUAAUGAUACUUCACAUGCUUCCAUCGAAUCAGAUGAAAAUAAUUUGACUAUUGAAUCGGGAAAUAUAAAUUGUGUUAAUAAUGAACAAAUUGUAAAUGGGCAUAAAAAACUGAAAGGGCCUUUGAUUAAUUCGAAUGCAGACACAUUUUCCUCGGGUGAUAUGUCAAAUGAUGGCAUUGGUGAUGCAGAUAAGACCAGUCUUUCAACUGAUGAUUCAAGAUCAGAGCCUGCGCCAGCUGUGCUGAAUGACAGUGUUUCAAACGAAGCUUUAAAGAAAGAAGAUGCAGCAGUGUCACAGGAUAGUGACAGCCUGUCACAGCAAAGUAAGACUCUUUCAGGUUUGCAGUCGUCCUCUAAUCAAGAACAGAAUAGCAGCAGCAGCAAGAGUAAUAGCACUGGCAAGGGAGAACCUGAAAGCUGUGGCAAGCAGCGAAAUUACUAUCGGCCUCAACCACCAAGCUACCUAGCUGAAAGAUAUAUCACUAUGCCAAAACGAAGGAAGUUAGCCACCGAUACAAACCAGUCUCCCGCUUCACAAGAGAAUUCAGUUAAUGUAAAAAAUGACCGACACAUAUGUCGGAAAUGCUUCGGGAUUUUCAACAACAUCGAAGCAUUGGAAGAACACAACUCUCAGAAAAAUUGUAGACCGCUCUUUGUUACGGAGUCGGAUAGCGAUGAGGGUGACUAGGACCUUGCGAGAAAAUGGCCAUUUCGACAUAGAAGAUAACAGUCAAACAAGGGAAUCACUUUACAGAGUUCAUCUCCACUUAAUCCAAGUUCCAUGCAAGGACAGAAAGGGUCAAAGAAGACAAAAUAGUAAACUAUCUUUGAGACGAACACCAAAAUUAAAAAGCGUUAGCACUUAUUCAGGAAGUGCUCUUGCACUGAAGUGUCUUGAAGUAUGGAGAAAUAUCUGACACCUUGUAGAAAUGGACAUGAAGUGCAAACCUUUGUUUUGCCACCUCAGAUUGGAAAAUCUUACGUUUAUUUUUGUGUUGAGCCAACAAUUUAACAGCAUAAUCGAGAAGCACCUGAAGAUUUGCAUGGGCCAAAUUUAGCUGGGGCUGUGGAUCUUGCCAUGUUAACUAAACUUUUAGUGCACAUUUUGGCUCAAAUAUAAAUGCUUGUAUGUAAUUUGGGCUGAUAUCAAGUUACCUAAGAUAAUGACUGAAUCAACUCAUCUCAAUUAUCUCAAUCGUGGAUGGUUGAGGAACGGGGAAGAAAGAGAAGGAAAGGUGACUAAUAUUUUAUCAAGAGAUAAAAUAUAGAAAGGGAAAAAAAGUAAAAGUAUUUUCUUUAGCCUUUUUUAAAAAAGAAUAUUACUUCAUGGGAAUGAGAAUUGAUGGUUUAAAGUUUUCUCCUUCUGGGAUAGUGAGAUUCAUUGGCACCACAUUAUUCAUGGCAUUAAAAGACUCUGCUCCUAACUAUGAGCUCAAACAUAUUGCAGUAAGCUUUGGGGCUUUUAAUACACAAAUCCAACAAAUUAUUGAUAAUGGGAGGAUGAAAUGCCUUUUGUGGCGACAAACAGUGGAGCAAUGUAGAUUGACCAGCAGGUUCUGGACAUUCAGUGUACAAUGUAUCCCUUCCGCAUCUAAUUCUGCUGGCCAUUUUGUGAAAUAAGCUACACUGCAUCAUGAACAAUAUCUAUUCAGGUAGAUUAGGCCCAACUUAGAUACCUUUUGAGCACAAUUGCAGCACCCCCAAGUUGAUUAAAUAUAGCUGAAAACCUUAAAGAUGCUUAUAACAGCUGAAGAUGAUUGCUCAGAAGCAAAAUUACAUAUGUGGCUAGUUGUAUUCCAGAAUAACAAUGCUGAAGAAAUAAGAGAUGAACACAAGGUUCAAAUUUGACUAGUUUAACACACAUUUAUUUUUCCUGAUGCAAUAUCUUCUGUUGUAAUGCAGUGAAGACAUAAAAUGAAUGUAUGUAUUACUGUUGUUAAGCCUAUCCCAUCAGUUAUAAAACACUGGACAUUGACUCCUUGCUUGUCUACAUUAGAUUUUAAAGUUAGUUUAAUAAGUUGUUAAGUACGAUAUUCACAUCAAUAUGACAUGCAGAAUGCAUAGCUUCUGAAGAAAUGUAGUAUGAGAAUUUUUAUUUACCAAAUGUGUUAAACAUUAUCCAAAUCCACUAAAAUAUCCCUUGAGCUUGUCAAUUCUGUACGUUUUGUUCAUCUUCACAAACUUCCAAAGUGGAAUUAGUUAUUUGCAAAUCAAAUAGAUUAAGGGAUUGAAUUAUAAACAUUCUCAUGAUUAUAUUAGACAAUAGACAAUAGGCAUAGGUCUAUUCGGCCCUUCGAGCCAGCACCGCCAUUCAAUGUGAUCAUGGCUGAUCAUCCCUAAUCAGUGCCCCGUUCCUGCCUUCUCCCCACAUCCCCUGACUGCUAUCUUUAAGAGCCCUAUCUAGCAUUCUCCUGAAAGUAUCCAGAGAACCGACCCUCAGAUUUUAUUCCUAAAUCUGAAAAUGGAAAAGAUAACAACAAUCACCUAUUGAAAUUUAAAACUUAUUUUGAUGAUUGGAAUGAGCAGUGACAAUAUAUCAUGUAACAACCGUGAAAAUGACCUAGGACUGAAAGAUUGACUGCUGCAAUGCUAAGGGUGUUUGUAUUCAGUGCAUUACGAUUAAAAACAAAACAGAAGCAAUAAAGUCACAUUCAAGGUACUAUUGGAAAAAAUAGGUCAAUUUAUAGAAAACUGACUUUUUGGGCAAACAUGCCUUCAGCUCAGAUGCCUUAUUUUGAGUGCAGGGGUCAUGGCUGGCAAAGAUAAUCUUAUGGGAAAUAUUUUUUGUUUGCAUUAUUUCCAUGAUAGUUGGGAAUCUGCAAAUCCAACAGUAUUUGAAGGUAUAUUACCUCCGACUGAUGGAUCCAAGUCAUUCUUCGGUGCUGGCUUUUUCACUAAUAUGUAUUUGGGAUAUAAAUAAGCUACAUUUCAUGUGUAAAGGUAAAUACACUAAACCCUCAUGUUGAAGAAGUCAUCCUUUUUAGAAUAUUGCUUAGUUAUUUGCUCCAUCAAAAAUUUACCAUUGAAGACUUAAAAUAUUGCAGAUGCAACACAAAAAGAUGAAAUGUUAGUACUCUGCUUUGACUCAGCGAAGAUCAACAUCAGGAUCAAGAACAGCCUCUGUUGAUUAUAACCCAUUACUGAAGCUGGUGCUAUACCCUGAAUGGCAAUAGAGAAAAUUAUCACAUGCAUAUUUAGAACUGGAAAAAACAUACUUCUCACCGUAUAUUUUGCAAGCAGUAUGCACAUAGUAUUUGAAAAGAUGACUACCACAAUGAUGGCCUCAUUAUGCACUUUUUACAAAAGGCAUUAUUCAAUGCAAAAAUAUACAAUAUAGUGCAAUGUUAUUUUCCAUUAGCUUCUUGGGAUUAAAAAAUGGCAGCCAACAUUUAUUGUUUGUUUUGGCAUUCAUCUUGAACAGCUGAUAAACUGCAUGCAGUCCAACUAGAUUUUGAAGACUGAUUUGUUCUUUGUAUUACAAUAUAAUGUUGCAUCAUAUAUCACAUUGAUCAAUAUUCUCCAGUCUACAUUUUUGGAUCAACACUAAAAUAAUUGUAAAUGAAAAUCUGCUUCAAGCAAAGAAUCUUUAUCUUUACCUAUGUAAAGGAAUCAUGUUAGUGAUAACCCUAGAGAAUUAAUUUCUGUUCAUUGCUAGGCAAUAAUGAAAAUGUGGUAAUAAUGAAAAUGUGGUGAGAAAUAUCAUGCAGAUAUAAAUGAACCUGACAAAAAGUUCCGCCGAUUCGGGGUUGUAGCAAUUUAUGUUAAUGCCAUUUGCCGUUAAAUUCUAACUCCUAAAUGUGCAGGCAUUGAAACAAAAUCAGCUAAAUGGUUGCAGUUGAAAUUUUAUAUUCAAAUCUUUUCUUAUAGAAUUGAGUACACUUAAUUGUCUAUUUUUAACACGUGCACUAAACUAUGCUGGAAAUGUUUUUCUAUUGAUAGUUUCCAGUGAAUAAGGAAAUUGAUUAUGUCUUGGAGGAGGUGGUUGUAAAAUAUGUAGAGAAGCAAAAUGUAAAUUCCUGAUGAUUUAUUCAUUACGUCAGCAACAUAUGAUUUAUCCAUUCAGUUACUGUUGUGCCUGUAAUAAAAUAAUAUACAACUACUGUUUUAAGUAGGGAAUUGUACAUUUGAAAAUAUUUUUUACAGUUUCUACGACUUGGUUUAUUAUUUUUCAAUUUAAACAUUCUUGUAAGUAGAUUAAAUUAUGAACAGGUAGUCUUUUUUUAAAAAAUGUAGAUGGAUUACAAGGAGAUGGAAAUUGCUAGCAAGAAAAUAAUUGCUGAUCACAAUAAAUUGCUCUACUGUCCAUUCUGGAAGUUUUGUUCUUCAUUGGUACUUUGGAAUACAGUUGUCAUGCUCCGAUCAUUUUCUGGGAUUUUCCAUCACAGCAUUAUUUUCCCUCUUAUGAUUUAAGAGUAAGCCUAUAAAGAAUUAUUUAUUUCUUUAUCACAAAAAGGCACUGACAACUUAGGGAGGAAAGCCUUAUAUAGUAUCAAUGUUUUCUUAUAUUUGUAAAUUGAUAUUUGAAAAGGUUUCCACACAAGAUUAAAUACACUUUUGAAAUUAUAACUUUUGCACUUUUCUCUUAAUUAUUUGUAUUGGGGGUAUUUAAAAUUUAAUUAUUUCUGGAUUAGCAAGUUCUAUAUGUUGUGCUUCCUUGUUGAACAUUUGUACAUUAUUCUACUUUUGUGCUUGUUAAUACAAAGCUCGAGCUGAGCCAUAAUUGAACUGCAGUCAUUCGGGUGUAUACGGCCUCAAAUUUAAUUGUGAUACAGUUCUGAAAACAUGAUUUGAAAAAAAAAUAAGGGUUUCUUUUGUAUUUUGCCUGAAUUUAUUGAUUAAAAGUCACUGUUGUCUCUA